AUGUCCCCAACUGGUUUAUCACCGGAUAGUUCACAAGCUGGUUCAAGUAAUUUUACAACAGCAUCAACGAAUAUUUCAAGAAAUUCUUCAAUGUCAACAAAUAAUAUAGUUAAACAUCAAAAACAUUUACAGAAUGCUUUUGAAGUUUUUGAAAAAAGUUUUAGUGCUUCUGCUGCUGAUCAAAAACAACAUGAUAUUACACCCCCACCUUCUCAUACUAUGGCUAUGGUAGUUUCAUCUGCUUUACUAAUAAAUCAAAAACUACGUUCAACAAUGAACCAAUUGGAUAUGGAUCAUUCAAUAUCAACAGCACGUCGUAUCUUAUCUAAUCCAUCAUCACCAGGUUUACCACCACAACAUCAACAAGAUGCGGUUGAUCAACCACUAUCACUUAAUCCUUAUUCAACUGCAUCACCAACAGCAACAUCAACAUCUUCACGAUUAUUAGAUUAUAAAGAACGUCGUUCACGUCGUUUUUCUAGUGGUAAUUAUGGUGCUUCAACAUAUUUUAGUACCGGUGGCGCCGCUAAUAUUCACCAAUAUCUUCCGUCAUGUGAAUUGCCACGUUUAAAUCAAAGAUAUAGUACUUUGAUGGCAGGAAUUAAAGUCAGCUCAUAUUUUAUCAAUAUAUCACCUGAAAAAUGGAAAAUUUCCGAGUUUUACAAGUAUCGCCAGCAAGGAAAUGACUUUACCAGCUCGUUUUGGAAGGAAGCUUUUAUACUUAGGAGAUCUCUCAAUUAUCUUAUGAAAGGAGACUCAUCAGAAGUCAAGAAUUAUGCUACUCUAUUGGAUAAAAAUUUCAAGGCACGUAAUGGUCAUCGUACAAGUGAUAUGGAUUCAAAGUUAUUCUGGGACAAGAUCGAGUUACAAUUAGAUUUUCAUGCUGAAAUUGAAAUGAGAGAGAGGGAGAUGCAGUUAGCCGAGAAUGAAUGUUUCAUUCAGACUGAUGAAUGGGUCCCAACGAAAUGGAAAAAAAUGGAUUAUUUUUCAGUCACUCCUCUCCAACGUGAACAGGACCAACCACCACAUCCUCCUCCAGAUCAAAUCUAUUCGUUAGGUGCUUUGUCAAAUGCCUUCGUCCCCCCUUAG
Messenger RNA from Entrophospora sp. SA101, 1089 nucleotides. NCBI's taxonomy places the organism in Eukaryota, Fungi, Glomeromycota, Glomeromycetes, Entrophosporales, Entrophosporaceae. The record is from the annotation of a GenBank genome assembly.